Messenger RNA from Mus caroli (Ryukyu mouse), 1358 nucleotides. RefSeq names its product colony stimulating factor 3 (gene Csf3). The record is from RefSeq and is a predicted model, not a curated record. Gene Ontology annotation, biological process: immune response; positive regulation of myeloid cell differentiation. NCBI's taxonomy places the organism in Eukaryota, Metazoa, Chordata, Mammalia, Rodentia, Muridae. Gene Ontology annotation, cellular component: extracellular region. Gene Ontology annotation, molecular function: granulocyte colony-stimulating factor receptor binding; cytokine activity.
AGGCCCCCUGGAGCUGGGCCCUGGCAGAGCCCAGAGCUGCAGCCCAGAUCACCCAGAAUCCAUGGCUCAACUUUCUGCCCAGAGGCGCAUGAAGCUAAUGGCCCUGCAGCUGCUGCUGUGGCAAAGUGCACUAUGGUCAGGACAAGAGGCUGUUCCCCUGGUCACUGUCAGCUCUCUGCCACCAUCCCUGCCUCUGCCCCGAAGCUUCCUGCUUAAGUCCCUGGAGCAAGUGAGGAAGAUUCAGGCCAGCGGCUCAGUGCUGCUGGAGCAGUUGUGUGCCACCUACAAGCUGUGUCACCCUGAGGAGCUGGUGUUGCUGGGCCACUCUCUGGGGAUCCCGAAGGCUCCCCUGAGUGGCUGCUCUAGCCAAGCCCUGCAGCAGACACAGUGCCUGAGCCAGCUUCACAGCGGGCUCUGCCUCUACCAAGGUCUCCUGCAGGCUCUAGCGGGCAUUUCCCCUGCGCUGGCCCCCACCUUGGACUUGCUUCAGCUGGAUGUUGCCAACUUUGCCACCACCAUCUGGCAGCAGAUGGAAAACCUAGGGGUGGCCCCUCCUGUGCAGCCCACACAGAGCGCCAUGCCAGCCUUCACUUCUGCCUUCCAGCGCCGGGCAGGAGGUGUCCUGGCCAUUUCGUACCUGCAGAGCUUCCUGGAGACGGCUCGCCUUGCUCUGCACCACUUGGCCUAGACCUGAGCAGAAAGCCCUUUUUAGAUAGUUUAUUUAUCUCUAUUUAAUAUUUAUGCGUAUUUAAGCCUACUAUUUAAAGACAAAGACAAGAAAAUGGAGCUCUAAGCUUCUAGAUCAUUCUCUCCACUUCCGAGUUUUGUUCUCCUGCUUAGAGCAGAGAGAGAAGACUCUUGUGUCCUCCUGUGGAGGCCAGGGAAGGAGAUAGGUAAAUACCAAGUAUUGAUUCCUGCCACUGCUCCAGGCACCCAGUUUGUGGCAGUACCCCCAAAAAAUCACAGUGAGCCCUGCCAUGCUGAGGCACCGUCUCAGGGGGGGCCCAGGCAGCAUCUGGUCUCCCUUCUGGGGGACAAGACAUCCCUGUUUAAUAUUUAAACAGCAGUGUUCCCAAACUGGGUUCUUAUAUCCCUUGCUCUGGUCAACCAGGUUGCAGAGUUUCCUGUCCCCAUAGGAACGAAGUCCCUAAAGAAACAGUAGUGGCCAGGUUUAGCCCCGGAAUUGACUGGAUUCCUUUUUUAGGGCCCUGCUGGCCCGAAGUUGGAGUGGGGGGCAGGGGAGGCAGGAGGAAGCCUGUGGGGGGUGUGGCAUGGAGGGAAGCCUUCCCAACCACCCUCACCCUCCACCCCACCCGUCACUGUAGCCAAGCUUGCAGAUAAUAAAGAGUGGUGUCCAG